ACCACUACCACCACCACCAAGUCACCACCCCCGCCAAAGACACACACACACACCCCUUCCCCGAGCAACACCCUAACCCUACCCCUCCGAAUACCCGCGGCGGUCAGAGAGGCUAAGGAUAGGCGCAUGAACUCACUCACUCGCGCUGCUGCAGGUGUAGGGGAAUGAUCGAGACUCCUCGACUCGUUGCGGUGGCAUCAUCACCAGCAGCAGCAGCAUCACCAUCAUAAAGGAGCCCUUGGUUCCAUUGACAGUACGAGUCCAAUUUGCCCACGUGGUGCUGCGUGAGGGUUUGGGCGCUGGAGCUGGCGGCGUGAACGCGGUGAACUCAUUCGCUACGGACACGUUCAAGGAGUGCCGGUGCUGCUGUUUGCUGCUGCUGCUGCUGGUGGUGCUGGUGGUGGUGGUCGGGGCGAGCGUGAGAGAUGAUCGCCGCUGGCACGGGCAUGGAGGAGCGGUUGCUGCUUCGGCUGAGUGGGGGGCCACCCUGGGGAUUCAGACUCAGCGGGGGCCGUGAGGUGCAGAGUCCUCUCGUGGUGUCCAAGAUGCGCAAGCGGAGCGCGGCGUCGCGAGCCGGCAUGUGCGAGCGAGACGAGGUGGUGGCCAUCAACGGCAACCCGUGCGCGGGCCUCACGCACACCCAGGCCAUGAACCUCGUGGACGCCGGCGGUGGCUCCCUGGACAUCCUUGUGGGCAGAUGCAGGAACCUCACCGAGGCCGAGGGCGGCCACCGUCUCCGCGCGUCCAGCUACCAGGAGCUCACCUCGGCCUCGGACAGCGAUGCCUACUUCGGCGAAACGGACAGCGACGCCAACACGGACCCGGGCUGGGCCUCGUCGCACCGCCCGUGGGGCCACCGCCGCAGCCCCCGGUCCUCCCCCACCCAGCAGCAGCAGCAGCAACAACAGCAGCAGCAGCAACAGCAGCAGCAGCAGCCCUCGUUCACCUCGUUCGCCUCCUCGUCCGGCCCCGCGUCCGGCGACACGGGGCUCUACCACGCGGACGGCGUCGAAGUGUCGGACCUCAGCGAGUACGACUCGACGUCCGAGCUCGUCCACUACCACCACCAGCAGCAGCAGCAGCAGCACCUGAAGCAGGCGGUGGUGAACGGAACGUCGGGGUCCGGUGGCCACGUCGUGAACGGAAGCGCCGCCCCGCCGAAGCAGAGCUCCCUGCACAUCGUCCUCAACGGCGGCCAGGAGGGCGACGCGGGGGACGGCGAGGGUUCGGGGGGUCACGGGGGGGGUGACGCCGCCGACGACGCCGCUGAUGCGGCGGCCCCGGCGGCACAGGACGGGCAGGCGGCGCUGGCGUUCACCCUCAACUUGGCCGUGCGUGGGCCAGGCGGCGCCGCCACCAGGGAGGUGGACCCCCUGCGCAACGUGGCCAUCGUGGACGAGGAGGAGCUCAUCGCCACGUACAAGGAGAAGGCGAAGCAAGCGAGACUGAACCGCGGCGAGAGCCUGGUGGAGAAGCAGCAGAAGGAGGUGCGCCGGCGGUGCCAGAACAUCGCCCACUCCCUCGCCUCGCCGGUGCCGCGCGCGCCCAGCGCCGACCCCGGCAGCCCCCGCCCGGACUCGCGCGGCAUCCUCAUGUUCCGCCGACGCCGGCAGCGCGUCAAGCGCUACACCCUCGUCAGCUACGGCAUGGCGUCGGACGGCGAGGGCGGCGAGCCUCCCGGCGCGUCGGGUGAGGACUACGACGAGGACGAGGACGAUGAAGAGGAGGAGGAGGAGGACGAGGAGUGGGCGCGGACCGAGGGCACGGAGGGACGGCCCAACGCGUGGGACGCCGUCUCGUCCGACUGGGAGAGCGCCGGCGCCGAGGGUCACCACGGCAGGGGGGGUCGCGACAGCCUCCCCGAGCUGGGCAAGGGCAAGGGCGCGCUGCUGUUUGAGCGGAGGAGGCAGCGCGUGGAGGAGCUGUCGAGGGAGGAGCGAGCGGCGGAGGGCAGGCGCGAGAACCCCGGGGGAGCGGGGGGAGCAGGCGAGGCGCAGAACCCUGGAAAUUCUCUCGGCCACGCGGCGGGCCAUCAAGCGGAUGCGCUUCAGGGUGCACCCCCGCACGCCCCCCCCUCGUACAGCCCAGUGCAGCCCCCCCAGUCUCGCACCUUCUCCUCCAGCGUGCAGCUCCCUCCGGCCCCGACCCGGGGUCACGGGGUCAGCGUGACCACGGCAGCGGCGCCGGUGACCAUCGCGUUCAACUACUCCGGGCCCGGGGGGGAGCCGGGGCACGCGGCGCAACCUGCCCAGCAGCAGCAGCUGGGUGAGCAGCAGCAGCAGCAGCAGUACCAGCAGCAGCAGCAGUACCAACAGCAGUACGAACAGCAGCAGUACCAACAGCAGCAGUCGGGCGUGCAGAAUCGGAGCGCGCGGCCGUUCACCCCCGUGGCGGAGGGGUACGGCAGCCAGCGCCCAGCCUCGGCGCCGUUCAACCGCGUGAGCUUCUCUCCCAAGUCGCCCCAGCAGCAGCAGCAGCACCAUCAGCAGCAGCAUCACCAUCAGCAGCUGCAGCCAUCGUUAUCGUCGCCAGCAGCCGUGGCGGUCAACCGCACCGCCCAGGCGUUCGCGGUCUCGGGUCGCGGCGCUCAGGGAGCGGCAGCCGUGGCGGCGGUGGCGGCGAUGCCGGUGAUGGUGGAGGAAGCGCCGAGCACCUUUGCCCAGCCGGUGGCGUCGGCGGCGCCGCACGGCUCGGCAAGCGCCGGGGCCGAGGUUCUCCCCUCGAGGGAGCAAAGGAUCUCCACGCCGGCGGUGCGCACCGGCGUGCUCCAGCAGGCACAGAGACGCCCUAAGCAGCGCCUCUUCUCCAUCCCGGAGCCCCCCAAGGAGAAGCAGCGGCCAAACCCGGAGCUGCUCUCCCUGGUGCAGGGUCUGGACGGGCGGUUCGAGUCCGGCCCCGAGGACGACUCCCUGAGCCUCGGCGCCGAGGCGUCCAACUUCCUGCGGUCCGGAUCUGGCGUCGCCACGGCCACGGCCACCGGCACCGUCGUCUUUGGCGGCGGCGGUGGCGGCGGCGCCAAAGAGAAGACGCCGCCGCCCAUCGCUCCCAAGCCGUCGUCGGGUGGCAGCAAGCCGUCGAGCCCUGUGGAGGAGCCCCAGGAGAGCGUCCUGUUCCUCCGCCACACACCCUCGCCCUGCCCCCUGCACACGGCCAGCGAGCCGGGCGUCCCGACCUUGCAGGGUAAAGGCGGGGAGCUGUUUGCGCGUCGCCGCAGCCGCAUGGAGAACUACGUGGUGGACAGCCCCCGGCGGGCUCCCACGCCCUCGUCGCCAUCCUCGCUGCCCCCGUCCUGGUUGCCCACGUCCACCGUGCGCACGCCACCGCCACCCUCCUGGGGCAAGCAGCAGCAGCACAAGCUGGGCGGCGGCACGGGCGGCACGGGCGGCAAGGGCAAGAAAGGAAGCAAGCCCAUGUCGGCCAAGGAGGACUUCACAUGGAAGCCCCAAGCCGAGGACGCCUUCUCCGCCUACUCGGACCCCUACCCGUGGUCACCGCUGUCCCCGCGUCCCUCGGGCCCGCGCGGGGCCCUCUCCUCCUCCAGCACCUCCGGCCUGCCCCCCACGGGGCUCUCGCCGUGGGAGGCAGCGGCGCGCUCCCCGCUCGGCUCCGUGGACGCCGCCUUCCAAACGACCUCCGCCCCGGCGAUGGUGGCCCGCGCCGUGCUGGCGGCCGCCCGCCGCAAGACCCUCCCGCGGCCGCCCGAGGAGUGGCGCGACCGUGUCACGGGCCACCCCACGCCGUCGCCGGCGUCGUCGUCCUCGACGGCGGCGGCGCGCCGGUCCGCGGGCACCCUGCCGCGCUCCUUCGGCAGCUCGCGAGCGCCGCGGAUCUUCCAGUUCGGCCCCGAGCAAAGAACGGGAGUGGGGGUAGGGAUCGGAGCGGCGGCUGGAGGAGCUGGAGGAGCUGGGGGCUGCGGUGGCCGUCUAGGAUUUGGAGGUGCAGCGAGACGGAGGUCUCUGAGCUCCGCCGCAGACGGAGAGCGCGGGGGCGCGGCGAGGGUCGAUUCGCACCGGGGCUCGCCGGGCCUCGUGUCCCCCGUGGACGGGAGUCGGGAUCACAACACGAGGCCCAGGGGCUGGCAGGGCCUGAGCCGGUGAUCGGUCCUCACGGUCGCUGUCUCGUCUCGAGCGAGCUGCCCUCAGAUGUGCGCGCUGCCGUCUGUGCGCGAGAGGCUCCACCCCUCACUUAAGCCGCUUGAUUCCGGCCCCUCGCCGAAAAUUGUCUCCCUCUGUCUCACCCCCGUGUCUCUGUGUCAAGCUGUCACUGCACCUCUGUUCCCUGUUGUUUGUACGCGUGCCUUCUUCGUCUCCACCUCUCUCUGUGCCUCGGCCUCUCUUUGUGUCUGUCGUCUCCAUGUCUCCAUGUCUGCAUGUCCCUUGUCUCUCUGUAUUUCACUGUAUUUCUCGACGUCUCUGUUGUCGAGAGGAGACAGCAAACCGGUGCAUCCGUGCACACACGCACACACACACAAUCACAGCACAUACAAAGAUGCAACAUGACUGCGGAGACUCGAUGACCAAGUGAUGUUAGCAAGCAUCUAUUAAGGAAGCAUGGACCAUAACGCACAAAAACAACGGCCUAUCAUCUCCAUUCAGUGGCAGUGAAGGUGCUCGUGUCAUCUUAGGUGCGCUUUGAGGCCUCUUGAAGUGCGGUAGGCUCGCUGGCAUGAGGUGACGGGACUGCUCCUGGUGGUGAAGGUUUAAACUGACCCAGAUGACCGACAAAUGCGCCACUUUCGUUCACCACCGUGCCAAUUUGUUGCUGAGCGGCCCGGUACUCUGCUCAUUGCCGAGUGUCGCGCCUCCAAAUCCCAUUGUUGCUGGAGGGCGGCUGCCGACAACUUUCCAGGAGCACCCUUCGCGAGCCUCAUCCGCACACAAAGACAAAGAUCCCCCGUGCAGCGUUAACAGACUGUUGGGGCAAGUGCUUGUUGGCGAGCACCUAUGAAGGCCGGCACGUCACACGUGGGUGGCCAGCACAACGCCCGGCCGCCUUCGUCUCCCGAGUGGGGAUGUUUCCACACCGCACCAGGUACUCAUUUGAGGCCGAGUCGAUCUAGGGGAGGCCCAGGACCGGUUCAAUUAAUCUUCACUGAUGUUGGUCGUGAGCGGGAACCGAACUCGGGUUGCCAGGUUCGCAGUGCGGCACGCUAACCGCGGUACCACCGCUCCCACGUAUGCGCAUACACCCCCUCGUAUACACACCGACACACGAAGAUUAACCCUCUCACCCAGAUAUGCGUGCGGUUCUUUCACGUGUCCAAGGUGUCGACUUGUGAUGAGUGCUGCUGUUCAAUGCGGACGGAACACGCGAGCGCUGUAGCAUUUAAAAUUAUGCGCAGAGACAGAGAGGAACGUUACACGAUGCAGCCACGAACGCUGAAUAAUAAAUACCUUAACGCGCGCGCACCAGCCCGUGACAUGUAUAGCUUUCACGUUACGUAACUGUCAGGUUUUAAAGGAUCAACAGAAGCAAUAUAUUGUUCCGGCACAAUAGUAAUAACAACGAACACAAAUUCAUUUAUUUACGCGGACUGUACAAUGUGUGUAUCGUCACCGUUUUGGCAGAAAGGACGACUUAAAUAAUUCCGUGUUUGCAAUUGUACAACGCAGCAGGCAUCGCCCGGUCUCUCAAGGUUGAAUCGCCGCUCGUGGCGAUACAAAAAGAAACCGCAACAACAAACACUGUUGAAAGUGUUGCGAGAAGCCUACUCGUUACAGUCGAGGCUCGAAACAAACUUUGAAAUAUGGGCUCCAAAGAGGUGGUUGUAGGUGGCUGAAGGGUUCAUGAUAGCCUUUAAAGCAGUGGUUCUUCUUCUUAACCUGGGGUGCACCCCCUGGGGGUGCGAUAUGCCCUUUCUGGGGGUGCGAGACACAGCCAGAUUUUUGUAGAAGGUAAAUCAUCGAAACACAAAUUAAAGAACAGGGCACGUAAGCACAACUAUUUUGUUUCAUCAAACCUCUAUUUAUGAACAUCUUUUUUUUACGAUUGAGAACCAAAGGGGUGCAAAGGCUGCAGGUAAAGGUCAAGAACCAAUGAUCUAGAACGAUGCACCAUGAGUACUGACGAUAUCCUGCGUUUGAAUGCGCGUUAAAGCUAGAUGUGAAUAAUCUGGUUUCUUAACAGUGGGGUGUUAACGAUAUCAGCCCAAGUCAUCAAUGACUGCACACACACACGCAAAAACCUCUCGUUAAAUACAUGUUUUUUUUGUACAAUUUGAAAUAUUUACAGCCCUGCGAAUAAAAAAAAAUACUUGGGUUAACCGUCGUGCACCACCUAGCAUGGACGGGGGGACAACUGAAAGGGUCUCAGAAUUAGUUCUGUGAAGUCGUCUUCCGUCAGCCGCUCUCUAACACGCGGUGAUGCACCGCCUUCUGCGGGCGUUUCGAUUGGAAAUUUGGGAUGUGACAAUAUAUAGGCUACAGAUUUAUUUUGUUUACAGAAUAAGAAAGCAUUCCCGGAUAUGAAUGUUGUUAAAGUUAUAUACAGUUUUUGUUUCAGCGAACUCAUGCAGGGAAAAUCGAAUACGUUGGACAUAAUAAAAUGUUUGUUUAGGAUAUUUCCUAAGUAAGCCAGCAGGCCAAAACACCGCGAUAUGUUACGCGUGAAAGUAAAAAAAAGUCACUUUAUAUUAUUAAUAAGUGCUUUGGAUCAUUUUUAGUAAUUUCCGGUUGGAAAUAUUGACCAUUAAAGCUUUUAGAAUUUAUUUUAAGUGAAUAAUUGCCUUUGAAAAUUUUUACUAGGCACCUCACUUGUAUGACACAUGCUGCAAGAAGGAAUAUAGAGUAUGUGGUAUGUGCCGUGGAGGUUUGAUUGCUAUGACAAUCUUAAGCAUGUGGACUGUGCAGAUAUGUGCGUGUAUGUAGUGUGUAAAUAUGACACGAAGAAUCAAUAACAGGGACCCGAGUACAGAAAAUGUUCUGAAAGAUUUCUCGUAAUUAUACAAACGCCCAAUAUCGUAACUCACAUAUUUACUGGGAUUUUCGAGAUUUUUUUUUCUUGUACAUUCCCAUUUUCUGUGCUCUCGUCCCAAGUUAUCCGAAUGGGUUGGCGAUACUGAUGGACACUUGGUGAAUUGUGAGGAAAAAGGCUCUUGUCGGAAUAUCGCGCGAGAUUGGUGAUGGCAUCUGGACGUGCAAAGCCAUGCUGGUGCCUCCUCUUGCGUUCCCUUUGCCUUGUUGUCGAGGGCACUUCUGUUUGCGCGUAGUCAUUUGUUUCCGGUCCGAACGAGCGGUUUUUUUUAUCCGGCCGUCGAAUAGCCUCUUCACGUGGAGAAAGCUCCAGGGUUAUCCGCCAAGGCAUCGGGGGGGGGGGUAUCAUUACUCGUACCGGAUUUGCACUCGAGCUCCAAGCAAGGCUCACGUAUUGUUCUGUGCGGUCCCCCCUCCCCCCCCCUUUUUUCUUCUUUCAUCCCGAGACACUUUGCGGUUUAAUGUUAUUAGUGCGGAUCCCACGGCUUGCUGGAUCAACAUGGUUUUUUGUUGUUGUUAUUGUGCGGAUAACAAUAUCACUAUAGUGUACAUGCCAAAGAAUACAUCGCGAUAGAAAUGAUGAAACCAAAGAAGGCCACGGCGCUCGGGUGUUUGGCAGAGGGCUCACAUUUUAUGGUAAUGAUUUAGAGUGCAGUGUGAGGCAGGGUUGUGGCUAGGGAUGCCACCUUUUCCGCAGCAGACCAAACCCAGACAUAUUUCUCAGUCAGCCUACCGCUAUCAAGACUGUGCAAGUGCACCGUAAUACAACUCAACGAAAUGCCAACAGAUCUCGGGACAAACGAGUUCCUGCCACUUGACCACAAGACGCCCGCAGCGGGUUAAUCCUGGACAGGUGGCAAUCUUAGUCGUUGGAGGUAUGAGACAAAGCCGCGCUGGUUAGUUAGUGCGAGCGAGUUAAUGUGGAAAGUCCUCUGCUGACAACGUAAUCACGCAACGCCCUGUAACAUUAUUGAUGGCAGGUCACCCAUCCAGGCACUACCAAGGCUCAGCCCUGCUUAAAUCCCAUAAAAUCUGAUAUUGGGUAUAUUCUGGCCAAUUUGUUCAUAGGCCCUCAUCUCAGCAGUGGAUUGACAAGAGGGCUGGUCCGCGAACGUUGUUAUAAUUUAAUCUAAGCAGGUCUCACGCAACGGGACCCUAGUGGCGACUCGUGGCAUUAAGCAGUGAAUGUCAUAUCGACAGACCUUCUCUGGCGAAGACGAAGAGUGGUCGUGAUAAUUUGGUACUUACAUAAUCAAAGGCAUCGCCAACGCCACAAGCCCAGCCGUGUAUUCAUAUUGUAUCACCGCUAUUAAUUGCAAAAGCACUUGUCUAUGACCUUAGCACCUACCAUUAACUGCCAUGCACAACUAAGUGCGAUUUGGAAAGCCUUGGUCACGUGUCGGCCGACUCGACUAAACACGAGGAUUGUAUGUCCUUGGCACACGCGGUGGUCUGUUUGGACUGUGUUGGUUGUCGUAAGGGAGACAAAGAUUGCCCGGGCCUGCUUGGCGUUGGACAUUCUUGCAUACGAUCCGAAUCGCUCCAUCAGCACGGUGGUCGGCCCUGCCUGGCACGUUCCAAGCCUUCGGCUGCCAUCGUCAUCAUCCCUCUAGGGAGGCGUCCUGCCCAAGACCACGUGUCUCAUAACCAGCACGGCAGGCUCGCAUUCACCCAGCAGUGAAUGGACAAUGUUCGAUGAUGAGGAUGAUUUACGGUGGCGGUGAUGAUUGUGGAAAUGAUGGUGAAUAGGAAGAUGAAAAAGAUUACGAUAUUCUUUGGGCCUUUCGGUAAAGUCACGUAGAUAGGUUCAAAGAAAAUAACAAAAUAACAAAAAACUACAACGUUGCGAUCAAUCUACAUGACUUUACCAAAAUACCCAGAUAAUAUGAAUUCCUGUAGUCAGGAAAUAUUUUAAGUCAAGGAUUACGAUAAUGAAAAGGAAGAUGAUGGGGGGUGGGAAAUUGUAUUUUAAGCUGAUUAGGAUACAUUCAACUUACUACUGUAUAUGAAUACGAUGUAUAAGAUGCAAGGUUUCACCUUACUCCAUAAAUUGAGCAAGAAGCGCCACGUUUCGGACCAGACCGCAUCUGCUUAAUGCCGCUUGCGUCACGAAGACAGUAAAAGAAAGUCAAUAAAUGUGUCUGGCAAGAGCCAGACAUUCACAUGUGCACUUACAAAACACACGCGUCAAAAUACCCCCCCUCCCCCCGCAUAGAGCGUGGACUAUUGGGGCAGGUGCUGUUUAUUAAGACACAACAUACACACACACACAUUCGCCACUUAGUGGUGAAGUCACCACCAGGCGCUUGUGCCAGGUGAGGUGCACUUUGAUGCCACGUGAAGUGUGAAGGCUCGCUGGCAGGAGGUAACGGAAGAAACCCAGGUGUCAGGGGUUAACCGAGAAGGCUGACAGAUGCACCACCUGUGCUCCCCACUGUCAACAUUUGGCAUAGUCGGAUGUUCAAUACACACCAACAACAAAAAUACCUAUUCACACACUUGUGCCAGGCUAGGUGCACGUACACAAACCCACCCAACCUCUCCUCGACUCAGGCCAUUUCGCUGCGGAAAUUGUAGUCAUAGCUUGAAUUUACCGCGACCCAGGGAACGGAAGACACAAGCUACGUUUAUACAAAUAUUCCUUGCGAGUAGGAGCGCGUGCAAGACAUUACGUGGAUUUUAGAACACACACCCUCUAUGUAUAAUAGGCAAACAUAUAAAAGCACGUGAAGCUAUAUCACGCGUGACAUUAUCACGAGGAUGUCAACGUUCCCGGCGGCGGCACUUAUUUUUAGAAGCGCCAUGCCGUUCCUAAAGUUUACCUUCACAUUUGCUGUCCUGCUUUGUCUGCAAUUAUUAUUAGACAUCACUGUACUGUUGUUGUUCACCGAGUGAGUCGCAUACACGACAUUUAUUUGGACACUUGCGGCGUUUUGCACGCAAGCCGCUCUCCUAAUAAUUGCGGAUGCGCUUUGUUUUGUAACUCACUGAACAUGCUGUAAUGUGACGCGAUCAUCGAUAACCCUGUGCACUGUUUUUGAUACCACGACCGUUUUGUAUCCCGUGGGGGUGACGGUGCUGCAUCACACGUGCCUAUAUUGCGCAUUGCAGUCUUAUAUAUGGGUGGUCAAUAGCACACUCACACGUACCUAGCCACGUUUCAAAAUAAAAGCAAUUAGCGUUCCAAAAAACCUGUCUCUCUUCGUUUCCUUUA
Molecule: messenger RNA, 10185 nt
Organism: Lethenteron reissneri (Far Eastern brook lamprey)
Lineage: Eukaryota; Metazoa; Chordata; Hyperoartia; Petromyzontiformes; Petromyzontidae
Product: synaptopodin 2-like protein
Biological process (GO): positive regulation of actin filament bundle assembly
Cellular component (GO): nucleus; actin cytoskeleton; Z disc
Molecular function (GO): actin binding
Source: RefSeq, a predicted model, not a curated record